AUGUGUCCCAUCCAGCUGAGACCAGACAAGUUUCGAAAUCAACUAAGGGCUCAAGUAGUUGGUUUGCACACAGACGGAGAGCAGACACAAAGAAAAGCGGCUCACUGUGUGCUCUAUGUUAGUGCGACUGGUUUCAUUGAAAAAAUUACAUGCAUGAAAAAUGAGACGCGUAAAAUCAUUUCAAUCCAUCAGACGCGAAGCCUGUGGGCGCGGUCAAGGAUAGGUACAUACUGUAGCUACAAGAAGUACCCCGACAGGCGUAGGAGCACAGCAUUGGGUUGCACAGCAUUGGAUUGCAUGGGCGUUGGAUUGGCGUGUCUGCUAAGGCCCAUAGUGCAAGAACCAGACAUAAAAAUAGACAGAAACAGCUAUCCGAGAUGUUAG
Messenger RNA from Yarrowia lipolytica CLIB122, 384 nucleotides. The record is from RefSeq and is a predicted model, not a curated record. NCBI's taxonomy places the organism in Eukaryota, Fungi, Ascomycota, Dipodascomycetes, Dipodascales.